AAUUGCAUUGAUGUCUCUCUCUCUCUCUGAAACUCCGAAUCAAUAUUUUCUUCCAUCCAUUCAUUUCAUCACCAAAAUCCAUUUCUCUUUCUUCUUCUCAUGUAACCGUUUUCGUAGCAAACCAAACCAAUGCAGUUACAAAACCACCUUCAAUCUCAAUAACAAUGGCUACAUUCACCUACAAUUACACAAUGUUCAAAUACUUCAACAGAAAAUUCGCUAUCUCCGAACAAGCACCACCGUCCGAUGUCAAGGAAGUUUUUUCCAAUUUCUCUGAAGGCGGAUCUACCAUAUCUGCCGAUCAACUUCGACGAUUUUUGCUUGAACAUCAAUGCGAACCGGAUUGCACUGAAGAGGAUUCAAAACGGAUCAUUGAAAAUGCUCUGCAAUCGCGGAAACGAGAUCAGGAAAGCGGUGGUGAUGAUGAUGGUGACGGAAUUUCAGAUUCCGGAGAGGGACUUACGGUUGAUGAAUUUUUCCAGUUUUUGUUGUUUGAUGAAUUCAAUGGUCCCUUGAUAACACAGGUACACCAUGACAUGAAUGCCCCGUUAUCACAUUAUUUCAUAUAUACAGGACACAAUUCCUAUCUAACUGGAAAUCAACUGAGUAGUGAUUGCAGUGAUGUGCCAAUCAUAAAGGCUUUGCAACGAGGCGUCCGAGUAUCUCAUGAACUUCUCAAUAGCAUACCAAUGCUCAUUAUUAGGUUUACUGAUAAACCUGCACAACAGUACCACGACAUUUACAAUGUCGGGUCUAAUACAAUCAAUGACAUACCAAAGUCUGCCAAUGUUGCUCACAUACUCAAUUUGUUUAACACAUUCACCAGUGCUCUUAAAUAA
Trifolium pratense (red clover) is the source of this 839-nucleotide messenger RNA. Its product is annotated as phosphoinositide phospholipase C 6-like. The transcript is spliced from 3 exons. Gene Ontology annotation, molecular function: phosphatidylinositol-4,5-bisphosphate phospholipase C activity. NCBI's taxonomy places the organism in Eukaryota, Viridiplantae, Streptophyta, Magnoliopsida, Fabales, Fabaceae. Gene Ontology annotation, biological process: phosphatidylinositol-mediated signaling; lipid metabolic process. The coding region runs from base 165 to 839 and encodes 224 amino acids. The record is from RefSeq and is a predicted model, not a curated record.